Molecule: messenger RNA, 6424 nt
Organism: Sander lucioperca (pikeperch)
Lineage: Eukaryota; Metazoa; Chordata; Actinopteri; Perciformes; Percidae
Gene: mmp16b
Product: matrix metallopeptidase 16b (membrane-inserted)
Exons: 12
Coding region: 418-2346 (642 amino acids)
Biological process (GO): extracellular matrix organization; collagen catabolic process; skeletal system development
Cellular component (GO): extracellular matrix
Molecular function (GO): zinc ion binding; metalloendopeptidase activity
Source: RefSeq, a predicted model, not a curated record
AAAAGUCAAACGUGCAGGCAGUUCUGAAGACUGGCAUUUCAUCUCUCCUGCACUCCUGUCUCAUGAUGCUGCCAAGCAGCGCUGCGCUGUGUGAGAAAUCAAAGCGCAGGCGUCGAGUCGGGAGGUAGCCUAUCUUAUGCGCAGACUGGGUACUGUACAUGGCCAUUGAUGCUGCUGGAUAGAUGUAGCCCCUGAUGUAAAUAAGAAUGGAGAGGGCAGCGGGUCUAACAUGCCGCGUUAUCUCUGCUUGACAUCGGAACAUUGUAUGCCACCAUUGGGAUUUUAUAAAACGCGGGGCCCUUUUCUCGUUUUCAUCGGAAUCUGCCUUGACAGCUCGCCUGAUGAUUUUAAUUUGACACAAGAGCCAAAGCAGACGGGCGGCUUCUUCUAAUAAACACUCGGGAAAAACAGGUCAUUAUGACCUUAGUAUCCUCCAGUAAAAGAAAACCAUCGGAUUGCUUUUACGCGGCAGCAUUCUGCUUGCAUUUUUUGCUUUGGAUUUCGUGUGCAGUGUCCGGAGAGGAGGAUCAUCAGUUCAGCGUUGAGGGAUGGCUACAGAGGUAUGGCUACCUUCCCCGCACAGAACCGGGAAUGUCUGUCCUGCGCUCGGCCCAAACCAUGCACUCAGCCAUCGCUGCCAUGCAGCGUGUCUAUGGUCUCAAUGUCACAGGGACACUGGAUGAGAAAACCAAGGAUGAUAUCACACUGAGUUGGAUGCAAAAGCCUCGCUGUGGAGUUCCGGACAAAUUUAGAAGUGCUUCGAGGUCACGGAAGCGGAGAUACGCGCUGACAGGACAGAAGUGGCAGCGUACACACAUCACCUACAGCAUAAAAAAUGUCACACCAAAGGUGGGUGCCCGGGAGACUCACGAUGCCAUCCGGCGGGCGUUUGAUGUGUGGCAGGGUGUGACUCCCCUACGCUUUGAGGCCGUUCCAUACAGCGCACUGGAGACUGGCAGGCGUGAUGUGGACAUCACCAUCAUCUUCGCUUCGGGUUUUCAUGGUGACAGCUCACCCUUCGAUGGGGAGGGGGGAUUCCUCGCCCAUGCCUAUUUCCCGGGCCCAGGCAUAGGAGGGGACACACACUUUGAUUCAGAUGAGCCAUGGACCCUGGGGAACCCAAACCAUGAUGGUAAUGACCUGUUCUUGGUUGCGGUGCAUGAGCUGGGCCACGCCCUCGGUCUGGAACACUCUAACGACCCCACCGCUAUCAUGGCUCCUUUCUACCAGUACAUGGACACAGAGAACUUCAAACUACCUCACGAUGACCUGCAGGGCAUCCAGAAAAUCUAUGUUCCCGCUUCAGUAGGUGUCUCCAGGACAACAUUUUGCCAUGAUGACACACACACAGACUCACAAGGUCCACCAGAUAGAGCACCGCAGCCUACUAGGCCCCCACCCACGGUCCCUCCUCCUCGCUUCCACCCUCCUUCAGACCCCCGUAAGCAUGACCGCCAUGCCAGACCCCAUCGCCCUCCACAGGGGGCCAAGCCCUUCAACCCCAACUCCAUACCCAACAUCUGUGAUGGAGGCUUCAACACCCUGGCCAUCCUCCGGCAGGAGCUUUUUGUGUUCAAGGACCAGUGGUUUUGGAGAGUACGAGACAACUCAGUAGUCCCUGGCUACCCUAUGCAGAUUAACCACUUCUGGAAAGGCUUGCCUCCCAAAAUUGAUGCCGUGUAUGAAAAUAGCGAAGGGAAGUUUGUCUUUUUCAAAGGAAACCGUUUCUGGGUCUUCAAGGACACAACUCUCCAGCCUUCGUACCCUCAGGACAUCUCGCUGUUCGGGAGCAGCAUGCCCACUCAGAGUAUCGAGACAGCUGUCUGGUGGGAGGAUGUCGCAAAAACCUACUUCUUCAAAGGAGACAGGUACUGGAGGUACAAUGAGGACAUGAGAACCAUGGACCCAGGUUAUCCCAAACCCAUCAACAUCUGGAAGGGCAUCCCUGACUCUCCACAGGGGGCUUUUGUGGAUAAGGCUAACGGCUUUACCUAUUUUUACAAAGGAAAGGAGUACUGGAAGUUCAACAACCAACUGCUUCGUGUGGAGCCUAGCUACCCGAGAUCCAUCCUGAGGGAUUUCAUGGGCUGUGACGGUCUGCCUGCCGACCCUGACUGGGACUGGAACCCUCCAGUGGCGGAGGAACGCCACUACGACAAUGGUGACGUGGACGUUGUCAUCAAACUGGACAGCACGGGGGGCACAGAGAAAGCAGUGGCCAUCGCUAUCCCCUGUGUACUGGCGCUUUGCAUGAUGGUCCUGCUCUACACCGUUUUCCAGUUCAGGAGGAAGAGCACACAGCGCCACAUACUGUACUGCAAGCGCUCCAUGCAGGAGUGGGUCUGAAGGACUGUUAUCGCACUGUAUAGAAAGGGGUGUGAAGCUCUGAUAGAGGUAUAGUUAUUACUUGAAGCCCUAAGUACAGUAAUUGGAAGCACUGUAAAGGGUACAGUACAUAAGGAUUGCCAUGUUGGCAGAUUUUAAAACUGCUUGAACUCAACUAACAAGCUGCAAGGAAGCGAAACAAUCAGCAGAACGCAACUAAAUUAGUGAGGGAGCCACAUCUCCUGUGUCCAACUAAUAUGUAUGUAUCUGACUUUUUUCUGUAUCUUGGAAUGAACUCAAUUAAGUGAGACACAGUUAAGCUACUGUAAGUGGGACCUUUGUCUAUCCUCGUCUCUGCACGCCGCUUAAAAAGCCCCUAGCACUAACUUCAGUGGACAAAUUAGAUAUAGGCUUCUACUUUACUUUCAUUUCUUAAUUACAUUGCUCUGAGCUGUGCUUUUUUUCAUUUAGGGUCCCUGUAAAAGAUUAGUCAUUGUGUGGAGGACUGAUACACAAACCAAAUAUGACCUUUUCUCCCAAAGAGGAUUAUUGCUUGAUGUUGUUUUUCUUCCAUGGAUUGAACAUUGCGGCAUCAUACUCAGAUUUUCUUUUUUGCCAUUGGUAUUCACAUCCACCAGUCUGCUCUGUAAUCUGUGGGGAUAGGAAGCAGCUGUAAGUAGGAGCUAGGAACUCUAGACUGUUGUGGCAGUGUAUCUCCAAAACAGGGGCCAAAAACCUCUGCAAUAUUUAUGAGACUGCCUUAAUCACAGAUUGCUUAAACUCCCUUCUCCUUCUCUCUGUUUCUCUUGUGUGGAAGCUGAGAACUGAGUGACAGUAGGAAUACAGUGUAUAAUAAAGGAAUUCAUUACUUUCCAUAAUGCAACUUCAAAACCAGUAGUAGUUGUAACUUUUAUAAAAAAAAAAAAAAAAAAAAAACUUUUUGUCAUAUUUGCUCAAACUGUCACUAUCUCUGACAGCAGUACAUGAGACAGAUAAUCUGUGAAAAAAUCAUUUUCCUCUGCCUCCCUCUAGUCCAAUCAGAGCCGAGGAGUCUCUCACACACAAUCACUGUUUGGAAUCCCCGGCCUGUAGGCGGUGUGUGGAUUUCGGAUCGACGGUUUUCAACAUGGAGGUCGGGUCACAAACCUUCUCAUUCUACAGCUAAACAGUACGCUAAAGUUUCUGAAAACAUUUGAGAUGAAAAAUAGGCAAUGCUGUAACAGAAUCUUGUUUCCUAUUUGAUCAGCGCUGCCUAGUUUGAUAGUUUAAUGCAAGUUCCAGAGCAGUCAUUGACACUGUGUUAGAGACUCUUCGGCUCUGAUUGGGUGUUUUCCUUCAGGCGCAGUGGAAUCUUGCAAAUCUCAUUAGAAGCACCAGGAAGAGGGAGAGGAACAGGUUACCUGUCUCAUGUACUACUGUCAGUAGUGACAGCUGGGGGAAAUAUGACAAAAAGUUAUAUUUAAGAAAGUUACCUACUGAACCUUAAGGACAGUUGCUCUUGAAAAUGUGCUAAGCAGUGCUAAAUACCUGAUGGCAAGCAGGCUAUCAGCUUUCAUUUACUGCCUCACCGGAGCAUAUGAGAGAGAAAGGGAAGGUUAGUUGUGUGUGUGUGUGUGUGUGUGUGUGUGUGUGUGUGUGUGUGUGUGGAAGAGACAGUAACUACCCCCACUAUAUAUGUACUGUACUGUAGUGUCAGUUAUUGAAUAGCUAACAUCCUGCUUCCCUUUUUUUCAUGCCAGGUUUGGGCACUAAUAUUCUAAACCGCGUCAGUCCAUGCAUUUUAAACAGCUUUACUAAUCCAUAUUUGUUUGUUCUUCUCAACUUUUUUACAAGGUUUGUAAGUUUACAUGAUAUUUCACAUAGCAAAGGACACAGAAAGGGGAAAAUGAGACACAUACACUAUUUCUCAUUAAAAGGUCAUUAUCACUGCAUCUCUAGUUACCACGGGCAUAUUAGCCUUGUACCAGUGGCCAGUGCUUUUGUCCAGAUUGCUCCAUCUUCUUACCAAGGUAUUGCAAAUAGGUUUUGAGGACAUGCAAAGUGAAACAAUUGUUGUAAAGAAGAAAACACAAGUCUAAACAAUAACAGGAAUGAAUCCACAGAAAUAAAGAAACUUAUUGUUGUCUGAAUUCUGGAUGUCAUGAAAAAAGUUAAACCUGUGUGUUCAAUAAUGGAACCAGGUUCUUUUAUGCACUGUAAUUAUAAUUAUCCAUUAUUAAAAUAUAUAUAUACUUAUGUUUUAUUAACAAAUUACUAAUAAAUGUUUAUAGAACUACUCUAACAUUGGAUUUUACAGGCAUAUCGGAAUACUAAAACUAGCAAAACUAAGUCUGAUGACAAAUAUUUCAAAUAUAUAUCAUGAUCUAUGAUGUUGCGUAUAUAUGACAUCAUACAUAAACCAUAAUAUGUUUCAAAGAGUUUAAUCAGCUGACUAUGAGAAACAAAUAAGCAAUAUAAAGCAUAACAAAAGGCAGACUCUCUCUGGGGUCUAUGGAGCUAAUCUCAACUGGAGCUUUUCUGUCCCCAUGUAUUGUAUUGUAAAUGCAAUACACAGCCUGGAUCACAAUGAAAUAGAUUGCAUCAUAAUUGCCUUUGAUUGCUGCCAUACAUUUACAAUAUGGUUGUUUGGUGUAGCGUUUCUCAGAGUUUGCCAGAUGACCUGUCUGUGAGCAUUCAUGAUAUGAUUUUUUUAUAUACUGUAUAUAUAUAUAUAUCUGUGUGUGUGUGCUCCUUGGUUUUGUUACUUUUACUUGAAAUGGUCCUCAACAUCAGCUGUACAGGAUAUCUGACAUAAUCUUCCGUUGAUAUCAAGGCAAUGCCAUUUAUGCCAUAUAAGAGAUUUUGAAUGUCUACAUGAAUUAUCUAAAGAAUGGUAAAUGGGUUGGACCAUGAUUAGAUGUGGUUUUAUCAUGUCAUCAUUCAUACAGGAUAAAAACUUCAAACCUACAUAGAGUAAGGGCAAUGCAUGUCAUUGUUAAACCAAGAUGUCAUUCUUUGAUGGAUCAUUCAGACUCUUUCCCAUUAUGGUUAGAUGAAGUGACUGAGCAGCAUUGCAGGUUUCUGCUGGAUACAUAGACAGAUCCAAACUGUCAUCUUUUAUAAACCAUGUGAAACUACCAGCUUCCAGCCGGUCCUCCCUCUUCCAAUCUGUCAAACUAAUGAAAGAACAUGUAGACAUUUUAAAGGCAAGAGCAUCUUUGCUUUCCAUAAAGGAGUGCUGAAUUGCAGAGCAUAUUUGUCCAUGUUGAUUCCUGACAACUAUAAUUUAAGGUGGAAGCAAAAAUCUUUGGCUCAUUGUUGUGUUUGAUGUCUUAUCAGUUUGUGUGUUUGUGGUGAGGGUCUGAUGGCUCCAGCGAUAGUGAACUAAAGACGGCCAGUAUGGCGAGUCAGUUCUGUAUUUAUUGCCAUAUUUAUUCCUCUGCACUCAACACCUCAAAUCUUGCAUUGCAUUGUACUGAGGGGAAGAAGGUGUCGAUAAAGUUGGUUUGACAUGCAAGUUUUUUUUUAGUUAUACCACUACUAAGUUAUCCUCCUCCUUCUGUUGCUGCCUCAACAACAAACAAUUCAUCUGGUGCGAAUGCUUUUCCAUCUUUGAGAGGUAAAUCAAAACAUGAAAAGGUUACAUAUUUAAAAUGCUCUUUUUAACACUUAAAUCACUUGAGAUACCUGACAUUUCAGAUGUGGACUGAGUGUAAGCGGAAAGUGUCAACGCUCUGACCUGCCCCUGUUUAUCUCCAGACUCCUCGAGCUUUUUUCGUCUGCCUUGACACACACUUCUAAACAUUAGGGCUAAUUUGGAGUGUCAUUAAAGGAAGUAGAUGGGGACGAUUAGACAGCUGCCAAUACACCAGAAAGGCAAGGGUGAGGAAGAGACAGGAAGCAUUUUGCGAUCAUUGCAGUCAAGAUCUUAUACACAGAUACAUGCAGUAUAUACUCCAAGGCAUUGUGUGUGAGAAUUCAACAUAUUGCAUAAUAUGUACAUAAAGACAGAGUGUAUAUUGUCUGCUUGGGAGAAUUUUGUUUUUAAUGGGCCAUUCAUUUCAUGGAUAAAGAAAAUGCUGUGUGUUGUAAAUAAAGUUGUAAAUAAAGUGCAUAAUGA